AUGGUGUAUAUACCGCCUCUGAACUUUGCCCCUGUGGUGAGCACGGAAGUAUCACUGUACCGAUCAGGAUAUCCCAUGCCAUUGAAUUAUCCGUUCAUUGCAGACCAGCUACAGCUGAAGACAGUAAUCUACGUCGGUGACAAAGAGAUUUCAGAAGACUAUCGGGAGUUUCUGGCCUCGCAGAAUAUUGUGUACGAAUACGUUCAUGUUGAGUCCUGUCGCGAUGCAAACAUCAAAGAACAGAUGGACCAGGUUUUGCGUAAAGUGCUCGAUAAACACAACUACCCGAUACUGAUACACUCGAACAAGGGCAAGCACCGAGUCGGUGUCGUGGUGGGAAUCAUACGAAAAGUGCUACAGGGAUGGUCCACAACGGGCGUGUAUCAGGAAUAUGACAUAUUCAGCGGUGGACUGAAAGGCGGUGUGGACCUUGAGUUUGUCACGAUGUUCGAGACGGACCUGACAGUGCGUAGAAACACGAUGCCGGACUUUGUAGUCGUACAAGACCACGGCACGCUGAAAAAAAGCGGUUCCUGA
Molecule: messenger RNA, 537 nt
Organism: Lachancea sp. 'fantastica'
Lineage: Eukaryota; Fungi; Ascomycota; Saccharomycetes; Saccharomycetales; Saccharomycetaceae
Source: the annotation of a GenBank genome assembly